UUUUAGAUAUUUUUAUCAUAACGCGGGUUAUAUUUACACAUCAAAUUUAUGUCUAUUUUGAAAAAAGAAUUUAUAUUUGCGAAAUAAGCCCCUUUAUAAACGGCUUACCCACAAUUCCUUUUCCUCUUCCCUAUCUGAACCGCCGCCAUGAAGGUCGAGCUGUGCAGUUUUAGCGGGUAUAAAAUCUAUCCCGGCCACGGCCGGCGUUACGCGAGGAUCGACGGAAAGGUUUUCCAGUUCCUGAAUGCUAAGUGUGAGUCAGCGUUUCUGUCCAAGAGGAACCCCAGACAGAUCAACUGGACCGUCCUGUACCGCCGCAAGCACAAGAAGGGCCAGCAUGAAGAGGUGAGUAAGAAGCGCAGCCGUCGUGCGGUCAAGUUCCAGCGGGCCAUCACCGGCGCUUCACUGGCUGAGAUUCUGGCCAAGAGGAACCAGAAGCCAGAAGUGCGUAAGGCGCAGCGAGAGCAGGCCAUCCGGGCUGCCAAGGAGGCCAAGAAGGCGAAGCAGGCAACUAAGAAGCAACCCGCUCAGAGCGCCAAGGCCCCUGCUAAAGCCGCAGCCAAACAGAAAAUCGCCAAGCCCAUGAAGGUCAGCGCUCCUCGUGUUGGUGGCAAGCGCUAAGUUCAUGUUUUGGUGUUUUGUGUAUUAAUAAAGGUUUCACGAUCAAC
Molecule: messenger RNA, 668 nt
Organism: Cyprinus carpio (common carp)
Lineage: Eukaryota; Metazoa; Chordata; Actinopteri; Cypriniformes; Cyprinidae
Gene: rpl24
Product: ribosomal protein L24
Biological process (GO): cytoplasmic translation
Cellular component (GO): cytosolic large ribosomal subunit
Molecular function (GO): structural constituent of ribosome; mRNA binding
Source: RefSeq, a predicted model, not a curated record